Messenger RNA from Cyclopterus lumpus (lumpfish), 558 nucleotides. It is a transcript of the gene cfhl5, whose product is annotated as complement factor H like 5. The coding region runs from base 1 to 558 and encodes 185 amino acids. The record is from RefSeq and is a predicted model, not a curated record. The transcript has 4 exons. NCBI's taxonomy places the organism in Eukaryota, Metazoa, Chordata, Actinopteri, Perciformes, Cyclopteridae.
AUGACCCCAGCCGGGGUCAUAAGUUGUGAACAACUUCACAUUGACAAUGCAGAGAUUACCCACAAUGAAAAGGACACUUACAGGAUCAAUGAACAGGUUCAGUAUGCAUGCAGGAACGAUGCUGAAGUAAUUUUCACUGUUACCUGUAAGCAAAGAGGCUGGACUGGGAUAGUUGACUGUCCAGAUCCUUCGGAUUGUGAGAAGCCACCACCCAUUGCAGAUGGAGACACAACACACAGUCUUCUAAACAAAUACCGCCAUGGAGAUUGGGUUCAAUAUAGCUGUCAGAAUUUCUACAUCAUGGAGGGUUAUCCUUACAAAAGGUGCAUCAACGGGGAAUGGGAUGGACAGAUGACGUGUCUAAAACCCUGCACUGUGGACAGAGCGGCCAUGAACUCACAUAACAUUACCUUCAGAUAUAAACGAGACGAUAAGAUGUAUUCACCCCAUAAUGAUCAUAUCACUUUCGUGUGUACCAGAGGAAAAACACAAGUCGGCACAUUGGAAAUGCGUCAGAGGUGUGUUGAUGGUGUGAUGCAACUGCCCACAUGCCAGUAA